This is a messenger RNA of Lolium perenne, 976 nucleotides long. Its product is annotated as protein SMALL AUXIN UP-REGULATED RNA 51-like. Gene Ontology annotation, biological process: response to auxin. The record is from RefSeq and is a predicted model, not a curated record. Lineage: Eukaryota; Viridiplantae; Streptophyta; Magnoliopsida; Poales; Poaceae.
UCCUCCUCCUCUACAUCCAUCGCCAGCAAGUCGAACGAGCUCACCCCACACCCAGCUCACUAGCAAUGGCGAUCAAGAAGAGCGGAGCGGCGGGGCUGAAGCAGAUCCUGAAGCGGUGCUCGAGCCUGGGGCGGCGCCAGCAACAGCACAACCAUGCCGGGGAGGAGCACUGGGAGGAGGAGGAGGCGGCGCCGUCGGACGUGCCCCGCGGCCACUUCGCGGUCUACGUGGGCGAGUCCCGGCGGCGGUUCGUGGUGCCCAUCGCGGUGCUGGACCGGCCCGAGUUCCGGUCCCUGCUCCGCCGCGCCGAGGAGGAGUUCGGGUUCGGCGGCGCCGGGGACCUGCUGGUGCUCCCCUGCGAGGAGCGCGCCUUCCGCUCCCUCUGCUCCGCCUCCUCCCUCACCUGCACCGCCCGCUGAGGCCCGCCGGCCGGCCAUUUGUUCCGUCCGUCGGUCCGGCCUAGCGCCAUUGCUAAGCGAGCCGGCGGCCGGCGCCUGCGUGUGUGUAAAUACGUGUGGAUCUCCAUCACCGAUCCAUUGAUUCGACGUGGCGCAUGCGCGUAUUAGCGCGCGCCCUUGGAAACCACUAUCAAUUCUCCCGGAAAUGGAGGAAGAUGAAGACGAAGAGGAGGAGAUCUUUGGCGAGAGAUUUCAGAGCUAGCUAGCGAGAUUUUUUCAACCGGCCCGUACGUAUGUUAGCAGCAGCGUGUACGUUGUUUGUGACGUGUUCGAGUCCAUAGCCGCCCCUUAGCCUUCUCCAUGAUAUUCAUCUCCAUGGAGGAGAGCUUAAUUAGGCGCGCGAGGUGAACCGUCAUUACAUCUUAUUUUUUUACUCUGUACAUGCGAGCUAAGAUAUGUUGGCCGGCUAAGCCGCUAGCUAGCGAUGGUUGAGAUACCGCGAUCGAGAAGGGAAUGUGCUUGUUUGUUUGCUCUCCUCCAUCAGUUUGUGGAAUAAUAAUGGUGGUUAUAAAUGCUGA